This is a messenger RNA of Lineus longissimus, 5176 nucleotides long. RefSeq names its product band 4.1-like protein 3. Gene Ontology annotation, cellular component: cytoskeleton; plasma membrane. The record is from RefSeq and is a predicted model, not a curated record. NCBI's taxonomy places the organism in Eukaryota, Metazoa, Nemertea, Pilidiophora, Heteronemertea, Lineidae. Bases 194 to 2698 code for a protein of 834 amino acids. Gene Ontology annotation, molecular function: cytoskeletal protein binding. The transcript has 18 exons.
CGUACACUGGUAUGUAGGUCACAAAACAAGUGUAGUGGUCUUCUAUUUCAUCCAAAUUUUACCACUUCUGUGCCAGAUCGUAACCACAUUAUAGCAUAGAAAGAUCAAAAUGGAGAUGGAAAGCCAACCUCAUGAAAGCAUUGUGUCCGAAUCAUCUGAGCAUUGAUAAAACGGUGUUGAGAGUAAAACAGUCAUGUUCAAGUUGCUUUACUCCGGUACUAAACCUUUGAGGGGAGCUCUGAGCAAGGAUCAGACUCAGGACUCUGACAACAAACCGUCAUUUGAUGAGACGGUGAGCGAUUCGGAGCAUACUCCGCCCAGAUACAGAGCUAACAAUCGCCACCACGAAGAUGAUGAUGAUUUCCCCGACCCUGAGGAUUUCAAUAGUGAUAUCGUAGCAUCCUCUCCUGUCAAGAGAGAAGCUCCUGACGAUUUCGACGGUGAAGAGGAAGAAGCACCCACAGGGGAAGAAGCACCUGGAGAGGAAGAAUCCUGGCAUCCGAUUUCGGACAAAGCGGCCAAAGAGGAAGCCAAGAAGGCCAAAAAGGCAGAGAAAGAUGAAAAAGCGAGGUUAGCUAAGCUAGAAAAGGAAGAAAAGGCCAGGAUAGCUAAAGUAGAGAAAGAAGAAAAGGCCAGAAUUGCCAAGGAAGAAAAAGAAGAAAAAGCAAGGAAAGCUAAGGAGGAAAAAGAGGAAAAGGCUCGCCUUGCUCAAGAAGCAAAGGGGAAGACCAGUGAAGAGAAAAAAGAGCAGCGAGAACGAGAGAAGAUGGAACGACAGAGUAAACGAGAGAAGACUCCCAAGGAGAAGAAGGAGAAGCCUGCGCCGAGGCCGCAGGUCAGGAACCCACGACUGAUGCUGGCGAGGGUACUCAUGCUGGAUGGAGAGACUAUCGAGAUAGAGAUUGAGAAAUCCGCACGCGGCCAGGUCCUCCAUGACGUCAUUUGUGAAAAUCAGAACCUGGAGGAACGAGACUAUUUCGGUAUGACGUACGUCAGUGAAAAGAUUUGGUUCUGGUUGGACCCCGAGAAGAAAAUAGGUCAUCAGUUGAAAAAGUCCGACUGGGAUUUUGAGUUCCGAGUCAAGUUCUACGCUCCUGAGCCGACAGUGAUGAAAGUGGACAUCACAAGAUACUUCUUGUGUCAGCAGAUUAGAAAUGAUAUCAACAUCGGGAAAUUGCCCUGUUCGAUGCUGACUGGUGCCAUCCUUGGGUCAUAUACAGUUCAAUCAGAACUCGGUGACUAUGAACCAGAAACUGCAGAGGGUAUCGUCUACAUGAGCGACUAUCAGUUCGUCCCCAAUCAAACGCCAGAACUGCUCAUGAGGAUCGCCGACCUUCACCGAGUCCACAAAGGUCAGAUGCCUGCAGAGGCCGAUAUUCACUUCCUGGAGAAUGCCAUGAAGCUUGCGAUGUACGGUGUGGACCUGCACCAGGUCUGGGACUCGGAAAAUGUUGAGUUGAUGCUUGGUAUCUGCUGGGCAGGAGUCAACGUCUACAAGGACAAACUUCGAAUCAAUCGCUUCCCCUGGCCAAAGAUACUCAAAAUUUCGUACAAAAAGAAUCGCUUCUUCCUCAAGAUUCGCCCGGGCGAGUUUGAACAUUUCGAGAACACGAUCGGUUUCAAGUGUCGCAACCAUAUCAUGGCCAAGCGACUCUGGAAAGUUGCAGUGGAGCAGCACACGUUCUUUAGGAAGAAGGAACCGGAGGUCCGCUUCAAGCACCUGCUGCCAAAGUUUGGCUCCAAGUUCCGCUACUCUGGACGCACCAUUCAUCAGUCACGCAUCGCCAACGUCCAUGACGCUUGCCCGACCAUCGACCGAUCUUUCACUUUGAGGAAGUCCAGAAGUAUGAAUGUUGGAGGCUCUCUCACACGGCUUAACUUAACUGAAGGAUACGGCUCCUUGGACAGGGACCAGGGCUACAACACUCGUCUGAACCGGAGUGAUGCAGGCUAUGCACCAGGACACUUCCGUCAGGCAUCGGGCAGCUCCGAUCAGUUGCACCUGCCGCAUACUUUAGAAGAGCCUGCUGAGGGUAGUGUGACAUCGUCGAUACCAGACUAUUCGAGUGUGUGCAGUUCAUUACCCCCACGAGGUCCCUAUGUUGCGUUAUACAACCUUCCAGCAGGGUCUGCCCGGACCAGGAAAGAGUAUUAUGUGAUAUCGUCCACAGAACGUCUCUGCGAGUCACCCAUUGACAAGGACUUUCAAGCAGCGUCUAGGAGACCUGUCCGAGCUAAAAAAGGAGAGCCAAGGAAACAACAUCCAGAUGGACACCUACACCCACCGGGUUGGCCGGACCUGCUGAACAGUGAAACCCCUCACUCUUUAGAUGAGGUUAACGAGGAACAGGUUGAACGUGGUGAAGAAGUGGUUGUUGCUGCACCCGUGACACCGACGCUUGAGGUCAGGACCCAACCGGUCACCCAUACAUACGAAUAUAGGGACCAAGAUGAGCCAGUUGUACACUCUACAGCGAAGUACUGUACCGAGGCAGCAAAUGAGUACCGGCAUGAACCAGUUGCCCACUCUACACUAGAGCACAAAACCGAGACACAUGAGUACCGGCAUGAACCAGUUGCACACUCUACACUAGAGUACAGGACCGAAACACAUGUGUACGGGGAUGAACCAGUUGCCCACUCUACGCUAGAGUACCGGGCUCCUGUCGCACCUGUCUUGGAAUCAGAUAUGUUAUGAGCUGCCAAGUCUAAGAAAUGAAGAGCAACACGCUGACUUUGAGAGGGCAGUUUGAAGUCGUGGAUCAAGUGUUAUGUAAAACUGACAGGCUGACCAUCAAACAUUGUAUGAAAAGUAUCAUUUGGCAGACGAACGCUGUGCAUUGAUACACAUUCCAGGGGUCAUCUGUGUGUCAAACUUCGAGAUGAACUUUAUAUACUUACGGGUAUUGCACCAAAAAAGGAUGCACAGCAUAGAAGAUAAAAACCUUGGAUGCCUUCAUUCUCUCAAUGGUUGACGGGGGAAUUCUCUGCCUGAUCUCGUGAGGCUCAUGGCGUAGAACAUGUAGACACUUAUCCAUACGCCCUAAAAAUGGAUCACAUUGGAUUUGAAAGUCUUUUUUCCAAUUUGUCAGCUCAUAAACUGGUUACUAUGGUAACUUAUUGCCUUGUUUUCAUUUCGUGAUAGCAUUUGAAAGUUCUUGCAAUUGUGAAAUUGUCAUUAAAUGAAAAUAAUGACAUCAAGGGCUAUUUAUCCUGUAUAUUUUCAUUUGAACAUUUAGUAUAACAGUAUUUUAGCGCUUUUUGUAUCAGUGGAUUUUAUGGACGGAAGCUUAGAAUAUUUUAAUGGACCAAUAGAAUGCCUCACAGCUGUAUACCUGGGGCUUGUGCAAGUUCAUUCGUCCAAAAAUCUUAUUUUUGAUUUCAAAUUUGCAUGUUGUAAUAUUUUUUAUGAGUUCACAAAUAUUUCCGGAGACAAUUGGAUCAUAUCAAAACAAACUCUCAAUUGAAACUAUUUAUACCUUUAUAAGUCAACUUCUGUCCAAAUUGCAGAUUGAAAGCUGUAGUUAUUGUUGUCUUUAGUCCAUCUAAACCUCCCUCCUAUUGCUACAAAAGAAAUCCCUCCAGUUGUGAGCUUUACAUUAAAAACUUGUAACCAUUGUAACUGUUGUUGGACCAUAUCAUAUUUUGUAGUUUUGUGGACAUAAGUAUUCCUGCCAUGUGUUUGUAAUGUACAUUUUUUUCCAGACACCUUGUAUAAUAUAGAGUUAGUUGGGUCUGUUAAAGAAAUAUUCUUGCUACAAAAGUAAAAAACGUCCUAGUGUUCUGAUAUUGUUGCUUUAGACACUCAGAUACACACAUAUCAAGUUCAGUCAGCUUCAACUGCGUGAGGAAAAGAACCAGACAUUCAUAUUGAAAAUUGUAGGAGAGCUGUUUUUUCACUACCCAAAGUGAAUUCCAGAGCUGAAUGACAUAAUCUAUGCAGGAGGGCCUGCUAUACAGAUAAAAUAAAUGAUGAGGCCUGUUUUCGAAAUGAAGGAAUAUAGUAUAAAAUUUCCAACUCAACUGGACUGAUAUUGAAAUUGUUGUAAACAUUUUAGAGGUUCAAUAUUAUUCUGUGUGUAUAUAUUAUUUGGGACAUUAUGUAUUUUUGUAUAUGAAGCAUUUGUAUCGUCCUUAGGGCUAUUUAGUUAGAAUUUAUAUGCCUGUAGUCUGGAACUAUAUAGUAUGAGACAUAUAAUGUUGACUUUUGGGAGGUGGUUUGGACCAAUCGGCCACUUUAAAAAUACCCUAUAUUAAUAGUUUAUCCCAAUGAAAAUUUAUUUGAAAGUUUACUACGCUAAAAGAUGAUUGGUUUUGAGAGUAAGACAGAAUGUAGUGCUAAAAUGUAAUUGACUACAAUGUUGAUGUAAUACCACUAAAACUCCAGAAUUCUCAAUUAUCCUGAAAUUCAGUGAUUCUUUUUCACCCCAGAGAAUCGUAAAUCCUUAACACCGAGUAUUAUGAGACAACUCCAUCUUCCGAGCUUCGCGUACAUUGUACCUUCCUAGAUCAUAUACAAUGUAGACAUAUCCAAGCAAAAACAUAUUUGGCCAUAUCGUUUACAACAUUAUAAUAGAUUACAUAAUGUGCAUUUAUCUUAAAUCACUUUAGGGAGCAAGUUAUAGUUACUUGGCAAAUAAGGACCCGGUGUGCAAGGGAUAGUAGUCCUAGGGCUGAUAGUCCGUGUAACAAUAGCCCGCAUUGCUAAAUGUUUUGGUUAGGGUAAGCGGUACAAUAGAUCAUGCUGCUUAAUUGGUCAAAUACAAUGCUACCGGACUAUGACUCCAGGGGGACUAUAUCCGCUGUCACACCGGUUGUUCAAAGCAAGUUAUGUCACUUACUUGGUGUUGAAACUAAUGGACCUGACUAAAGGAGCUGGUGCCAAAUUAACACCAGCAUCGACAAAUCUUGUUUUGACCCACCAGGCCCUGUGCUGGCCUUAUUUUGGUUUAUCACCUACUCUGCAGGUGGCAACACUGAAUAUCUCAUUGACAAUACCUAACAAUGUCGGAAGUUCUUGAAACAAACAUGCUAACAGCUUUUGAUAAGCAAAGAAAUUGUAACUUGCUCGCUCGGUCUUAUUACUAAAUCCUACUGUGAAGCAGCCAAUGUAGACAGGAUGAUAGUAAGUUUGUACCAUAGACCAUAAUAUUUCAAUAAAAUAAUACAAUACAUA